Colletotrichum spaethianum is the source of this 612-nucleotide messenger RNA. RefSeq names its product killer toxin subunits alpha/beta. NCBI's taxonomy places the organism in Eukaryota, Fungi, Ascomycota, Sordariomycetes, Glomerellales, Glomerellaceae. The transcript has 3 exons. Gene Ontology annotation, molecular function: chitin binding. Bases 1 to 612 code for a protein of 203 amino acids. The record is from RefSeq and is a predicted model, not a curated record.
AUGGGACCGUGGUCCCAGCUCUCGUGGAGCUACAUGAUUCUAUCUACACUCAUUACUCCCUGUCUCUCAGCUGUCAUCACAAUCAGACCAUUCGAUUACUCCGCCAAGGCCCGCCGUGAUUACGAUCUGCCAGUCUGCAGUGCUGACAGCUACCUUCACGCCCGCGACGGCGCCGAAAUCGUCCCUGCUUCAACCAAAAACGGCGUGUCGUUGAUUGGACAGACCGAAUUAUCUUCUUUGUUUGGUAGACAGGUUGUUGGUGGCGAAGACUAUACCUGUGGUCCUGAUCGGCCCUGCAAGAACAAGGCUUGCUGUCCAAAAAAGACGGGCCAGUGCAACUAUGGCGAAGAGGCCUGCGGCACUUCAGGCAUUUCUCCGAAUGAGGUGUGCUGGUCCAACUGCGAUGCCAAAGCAGAGUGCGGUAAAAAUGCCAAGGUCCCGGGUCAGAAGUGUCCCCUCAACGUCUGUUGUGGCAAAUGGGGUUUCUGUGGAAUGACAGACGACUUCUGCGAAAAGGAAGACCAUGGAGCUACAGGCGGAUGCCAGUCCAACUGCGACCAGCCAGGCCCCAAGAACAAGGCUUCUGACCAGCUCAGCCGUGUCAUUGGAUAA